AUGGUCAUCCAUCCUAAUACUGUUCUUUGUUUAGGUUCCAGGACCAAGGAAGGAGUUGUUCAUGGUGUCACAACAGUGGCUGAGAAGACCAAAGAGCAAGUGUCUAACGUUGGAGGAGCUGUGGUAACAGGAGUGACAGCAGUGGCCCAGAAGACAGUGGAAGGUGCAGGGAACAUUGCUGCAGCCACUGGCUUGGUGAAGAAGGAUCAGUUGGCCAAACAG
Molecule: messenger RNA, 222 nt
Organism: Merops nubicus (carmine bee-eater)
Lineage: Eukaryota; Metazoa; Chordata; Aves; Coraciiformes; Meropidae
Product: alpha-synuclein-like
Exons: 3
Biological process (GO): chemical synaptic transmission; synapse organization; synaptic vesicle endocytosis
Cellular component (GO): neuronal cell body; axon terminus; cytoplasm
Molecular function (GO): cuprous ion binding
Source: RefSeq, a predicted model, not a curated record